Messenger RNA from Helicoverpa armigera (cotton bollworm), 4749 nucleotides. RefSeq names its product putative 115 kDa protein in type-1 retrotransposable element R1DM. The record is from RefSeq and is a predicted model, not a curated record. Lineage: Eukaryota; Metazoa; Arthropoda; Insecta; Lepidoptera; Noctuidae. The transcript has 2 exons. Gene Ontology annotation, molecular function: nucleic acid binding; zinc ion binding; RNA-DNA hybrid ribonuclease activity. The coding region runs from base 1 to 4749 and encodes 1582 amino acids.
AUGGCGCCGUCUAGCGGCGAGGUCUUGUCUCUCCCGGCAACGGCAGCAGAUGCCACUAGCACCGAGUCGUGCAUCAGCACGUUAAACAAACUCGCGGAGUGCAUCGCGGCUGCUAUUGCCGAAGGGAAAAGCGUCACGACCGCCAACAAGCGACUCAUAAGUUCUGCGGCAAAUGAGAUUCGGUGCGUGGCCGCUAAAAUACCCACCUUUUCCGCCCCGCAGGAAAUCUGCGCGACCCAAGACGGAAACCUGCGACAGGAAAUUGCAACAUGCGUGCGCGAGGAGCUUAGCAAGCACCUCGCCACGAUCGCGACACCACUCACUCCCGCACCGUUGCCCAGAAGUUACGCGCAGGCGGCUAGCGCCCCGGCUCCUCGUCCAGUCUCUAAACCACCUCCGCCUAACAAACCUGCUCUCAUCGUUGCGCCGCAGGGCGACAGCACGUCCCAAACACGUCAGGACGUAGUGCAGUCGUUCAAGAACGCAGUCAGUUUCCGCACCACAUCGUACGCACCGUCUAGAAUACAGGCCGUGUCUAAUAAUAAGUUACGAGUGGAGUUCGAGACUGAGCAACAGCGCGAUGAAACACUCAAAAAACUCGAAAAGUCCUCACAAAUCACUGCUGAACCGGCCAAGCUAUUGAGGCCAAUGAUCAUUCUCAAGGGAAUAUCAUUGGACACGCCAUCGGAAGAGCUGGUCGACGUCAUCCGCGGCCAAAAUGAAGAGCUGACUGCCCUCGCAGUUGACAGCGAUGACUUGCGGCUUGCAUUCAAGCGAAACAACCGCAACCCCAAGUUGUACAACGCCGUCCUCAUCGCCAAGCCCGCCAUAUGGCGCAAAAUAAUAGACAUGGGGCGCGUCUGCGUGGACUACCAACGGGUACACGCAGAAGACUUCUCCACAUUCCUCCAAUGCAGGAAAUGCCUGCAGUUCGGUCACAUUAAAGCAAAAUGUACCGCGACACAGGCACCCUGCUCUUACUGCUCGGAAGAGGGGCACAACACCAGCAGCUGCCCUCUGCGCGAGAAGAAAGGCGCACCCAAGUGCUACAACUGCUUGCAGCAUAACACCAAAUUCAAGACUACCCAUGACGUCGGACACAUGGCCACCUCCAACAACUGCCCUCGAUGUAACAUCGAUAGAUCUAAAAAUAGUCUUCACGAAUUCUUCACAUAUUUUUAUAAUGGCCAAUACGACAUCGCCUUGCUGUCCGAGCCCUAUAUAGGCUCUGGCAAAGAGGUGAAGUCGAUCUCUGGAAUUGACAUCUACCAGUACUCGAGAGGGUCUAAUGUAAAGGCGUGCAUUCUCGUUAAGCAGGGGCGCGCUGUGGUUUUGGGGGAGUCCAGUUUAUCGACUGCUAAUCUAUGCGUCAUACAAGUCAAGACCGAUCAUCAAAAGAUGUACCUGGGAUCUGCUUAUGUGGAACCAAAUGACGACACAUCGUCCACGCUAGAGGCCAUCGACUACUUCCUCAAGGCCACAUCGCGUUACAAGUGCAUACUUGGAGGCGACUUCAACGGCUGGCACCCAGCAUGGGGAAGCACCAGAUCAAACCCGAGAGGCAACGACCUAAUGGAAUUAGCCCAAACAAAUGAUAUGUACGUCUGCAACAUUGGCGACACUCCGACAUUCGAGACGGUGACGCACGGGCGCGAUCGAUCGUCUAUCAUAGACGUGACAUUAGCGUCCGGCCAAGCCUUCGACAUGGUCGGGGAGUGGAGGGUCAACCUUGAGUGCUGCGCCACGUCACAGCAUAAUGCCAUAGAGUUUAACAUAAACACAAGAAAACCAAUACCAUCUGGUACAGGCAACACGUCAACUUUUAUGUUCAACACCGAGAAAGCGGACUGGGCAGCAUUCAGGGAUGCCGUGCUGCAAGAAGUAGCACUCUCCGACAUACUCGACAGCGAUAUAAGCAGCCUAAACAAACAAGAACUCGAGGAUCUCAUCAGUCGCAUAACAUCUUUGAUACGAGACUGCUGCAAGGAAACCAUGCCCAUCAGAAGUGGAAAAGCCAAGCAGAAGCCUCCUUGGUGGAGCGAUACACUGCAGCGGCUCAAGGGGGAAGUUAUAAGCCUUCACCGGCAAAUCCACUCGGCAAAACUAUCUGGCCAACCCCUUGAUGCCCUACUUGAGGAGCAGGUCACAAAAAAGAAACAAUAUAGCGAAGAAAUGAAACGCGCAUCUACCGAAAAUUUCCGUAAGUUUUGCGAUCUGCAAACCAAAGAGAACGUCUGGUCCCUCACCAAUCGCCUCCUUAAGGAAACGGCGCCGAGAAGACCUCCCACCACACUAAAAAUAGGAGACAGAUAUACGGCUGAUGCAGAAGAGACUGCAAGCGCCUUGCUCAAGCACUUCUACCCCGAUGACUCUCCGGACCAAACGCCGGAGCAGAGACAGUUGCGCACCCACUUCAACAAUUAUUCCAUGAACACCCCGGAUGAUCUCCCCUUCACGGAGGAAGAGGUGCUUGAGCAACUUAGCUCCAUAAGUCCGAAAAAAGCUCCCGGAUUAGACAAUCUAACAUCAGAUAUUUGCCAUAAGUUCACAAAGAUAUACCCCCGUCUCAUGACAGAUAUUUUAAAUAGAUGUCUCUCACUCCAGUACUUUCCUGGAGCGUGGAAGGAGGCCUACGUAAAGAUCAUUCCCAAACCGGGCAAAGACGACCACAUGGAUCUUAAAUCCUUCCGCCCCAUAGGACUGCUUCCGGUCUUCGGGAAGCUACUGGAGAAACUAUUUAUCAAAAGGGUCGUCCAUAAAGCAGAGUCGGAGAAUAAACUCAACAACAACCAGUUUGGCUUUCGGCAACAGAGAAACACGACGCUAGCCGUUCACACCGCUCUGGACUUCAUCCGCCUCGCAAAAGAGAGUAAAAAACUUGUUAUCGCGGUCUCUUUGGAUAUCAAGGCGGCUUUUGACAAUGCUUGGUGGCCCGCACUCUUCCAACGUCUCGUCAAACUUGGUGUGCCCAAUAACAUCUACGGGCUCAUCAAGGAUUACGUCAGGGAUCGAGUAGUCACUUUGGAUCACGCCGGAGUGCGCGCGCGUAAAACACUCACAAAGGGGUGCAUACAGGGGUCUGCGUGUGGCCCCGUUCUGUGGAACAUGAUCUUAGAUGAACUCCUAGACAUGCAGCUGCCAGCGGGAUGCCACAUGCAGGCCUUUGCGGAUGAUGUUCUCCUCGUAGUCACCGCUGACAAUACUGAAGAACUCCAGGUGGUGUCAAACACCGUCCUGACAAAAAUUAGAAACUGGGGAACAAAUGUUAAACUUAGUUUUGGACCAGCUAAAACACAAAUUAUUGCUUUCACGCCGAAGGCCAAGUCUGUGCAGCUCCACAUGGACGGCGCAGACUUGGCAUUCGUGCCUGAAAUUAAAUUGCUCGGCAUCGUGAUAGACGAAAAGCUCAAAUUCAAGCGACACCUCAAAUACGUGCUGGGUAAGGCUUCGCGUAUCUACAACAAACUGUGCAUUUACGCGAGGCCAACCUGGGGCACACACCCUGAAAAUUCGCGAACCAUCUACUUGCAUGUUAUUGAGCCGAUCAUCACCUACGCUGCGGGAAUAUGGGGCCAAGUGGCAAUGCAAAAGAGUGCACGAAAAGAUCUUGCCAGCCUGCAACGCGGUUUCGCACUAAAGUCCAUUCGCGCCUUCAGGACAGUGUCCACUAAUGCUGCCCUGGCGCUUGCGCAACUCAUUCCACUUGACCUCAGAAUCCUCGAGGUGCAUCAAAUCGAGCAAACGCGCCUUACCAACACCACUCCCUUUUUGCCAGAGGACGUUACGCUAGAGCGGCCCACACCUGCCCGCGAACUACUGCACCCAGCGUUGAGAGUGGGAAAACCUGAUUUAGUCCACGAAAGAACGGACGAUACUCAAGAAAUAUUUACAGACGGAAGCAAACAAGACAGCGGCGCUGUAGGGGCUGCCUUUGUGUGCCUUGACCCAGGUGGGUCAGAACAACCGAUCAUUACUAAAAAAUUCAAACUACACGACUCUUGCACGGUCUUCCAGGCUGAGCUCUUCGCCAUCCUGGAGGCCUGCAAGUGGGCGACUCAAAAAUAUCAAAACACUGUUAUCUACACCGAUUCACAAGCAUCAUUACAAGCCAUAGCAGACAGAAGCAACACACACCCUCUCGUCACACAAAUACAUAAAAUCAUACAUACACACCGCGACACAAAAAACAUCACACUUAAAUGGGUCAAGGCACAUAGGGGCAAUGUCGGCAACGAGGCUGCCGACGCCGCGGCAAAACUGGCGACCCUUCUUCACAAGACGCCGGACUACAGGUCGUUCCCAAUGUCCUUCGUGAAACAUAAGCUCCGCAUGCGUAGCCUGGACCUUUGGCAGGCGCGCUACACGUCCAGCGAACAGGGACAGUACACUAAAAGCAUUUUCCCUACACUAACUGAUAUCAAACACUUCCGAAAACACACAGACAUUCACUUCCACACAACACAAAUACUCACCAACCACGGCUUUCACAAAACAUACUUACACAGAUUCCACAUCACACCAGACGACUGCUGUCCCUGCAACACAAAUACACCCCAGACUGUGACGCACCUGCUGACUGACUGUCCAAGGUUCGCUGCGGAGCGAAUGCGACACGAGGCAUUAUGCGUCUACCAUGAUAUCGCCCCGUAUAGUUUGCCAGAACUACUUAAGAAAGAGGAAGCGCUGGCAAGUUAUACGGAACUCGCGAGCCAAAUUUACUCGAAACUCAAAGCCUACAAUGGCACAUAA